AUGGCGGCCACGACAGUUAGAAGAGCGCCUUAUAAGGAUUUUCUUCAGCCAGCGCUACACAGACGAUUCACCUCGACAGCCACUGUUUUGCUUAUACUGUCCUAUCUACAAGCUAUCGUCUUGGACGGUUGGAAAUCUUACUUUUGGGCUUGGUUCCCUAUCGGUCCUGCCGGCGUACGAACCGCCUUCAUCUUCACCUGUGGCCUUGCGAUCGUCGUUCUGCGAAUAGCCAACUACCACGUUGGUCUACGAACUACUGGCUCCGGCUUCCAAACCUUCCGCAGCACCAUUACUCGGCUUCAGACAUACGAGACCUUCUUUUGGUAUGGCUUCUCAAGCUUGCUCUUCAGCCAUGUUUUCCUUUGGGUGAUGCCUACGAAGGCCAACCUAUCUUGGGUCACUUACUUCAGCGGAGACCGAGCCAGGCUGAAUGAAAGGCCCCUUUUCUUGCUCGCUUAUAUGGUCUCUUGUGCUAUCACGCAAACUUUCAACCACUACCGAAAGGAUACCGAUCGUCUGGUCUUGGGUCUGUCAAAGGGCAAGAAUGACAAACAACCCGACGCGUUGAAGCUGGUCUACUUUGCGAUCCCGCACACUUUUAGUGACUCUGUCGCGGGCGCCGCUAGUGCGCUGCCUGUCGCGUUGAUUCUAUAUUACGCCAUUCUGCGAUCAUUCAUUUGGGGAUGGGCGCUCAUGUUCUUGCGCAUUUUCUACAACUUGCCAAAAACCAAUAUGCUCCCGCCUAGUUGGCCGAGUGAUCUUUGGCUUCUCUUCCGUUGUGUUGAGGCUGGAACUUUUGUUCACCUGAUUUGGAACAUUGGUAACUUGGCUUUCUCGACUUUCAUGGUCAAAGAGCCCCUGAAGAACGGCAAGCCUCUUACCUCUGAAUCUAAGGACCCGAAUGGCAGUCUCUUGAAUGGUCUCAAAAGCAAGAAGCUCUCUAUCAAGGCAUUUGCCAUGUGGGAGCUCGCAUAUAUCGCACAAGGCUUUGACACUCGUCGACAAGCUAUCUUUGAAGACAUCGAUCGCAAGGAUGGACCAAUGUGGUCCCAGGUAUAUGCUAUCUGUAUGGACGUGGUCAAAUCUAUUGAGACACGAGUGGAUACAUACGGCAAGGCUCCUGAGGCGCCUCCUGCUGCCCCCGCCGCGGAACCCAAACAACGAGUGUCUGCCCCCCUCAGAGAUGACCCCAUCUUCAACAGCCGAGCAGCUCCCCGGACGAUGCGAAGCGAGGUCGAGAAGCGAUUAAGUCAGGUUGCGCGAUCUCCCGGCGAGUCUCCUGCCUCGAAGCUAAGCCCGAUCGCGAAAAAGACCUGGAAGGAAGCCAAGGAUCGGGUUUUGACGAAGGAACAACAAGAACUCGUCGCUCCCGAUCACCUCAAGGGUCAGUUCGAGCAUUGGACGCUCCAAAUGAUGGAGGUGGACGCUGUUGCUGCUCUGUUUCAACAAGACUUCCGAACUCAGUUUGCCGCUGCGGUGUUGGGUACCCCAUAUGCUGAGCCUACACUUUGCAUCAAUGCUAUCCACGUGCUUCACCAUCUCUCGGUGCAUAGUCUGGCGGAAGAUCAGUUCGGUAAUGUGCACAGAGAUGUGCCAAGCAUCAUCCGCACUUUCACAAUGGUCAUUAAGAAGUUGGAGGCAUUCCGUCUCGAGUUCCCCUUGCACUGGACCGACGUCUCAGGCAAGAGGGUGAGCCCCGAGGUGGAAAAGGUUAUAGAUGCCUUGAAAGUAGCCCUGCAACAGGUGCUUGCCAAGUUUGAGCCUUAUAGCAGCGAUCUUAGAUUGACGCUCAGUGAUAUGCGCUUAGCCAAUGAGGCUUGCGCAGACACGAAGAAAGACGAAAUGGCAGAGGUUGCACGAUAG
Fusarium sp. VM40 is the source of this 1863-nucleotide messenger RNA. NCBI's taxonomy places the organism in Eukaryota, Fungi, Ascomycota, Sordariomycetes, Hypocreales, Nectriaceae. The record is from the annotation of a GenBank genome assembly.